This is a messenger RNA of Micromonas commoda, 1935 nucleotides long. Its product is annotated as SUMO1 activating enzyme subunit 2. Gene Ontology annotation, biological process: protein sumoylation. Gene Ontology annotation, cellular component: cytoplasm; SUMO activating enzyme complex. Bases 1 to 1935 code for a protein of 644 amino acids. The transcript is spliced from 3 exons. NCBI's taxonomy places the organism in Eukaryota, Viridiplantae, Chlorophyta, Mamiellophyceae, Mamiellales, Mamiellaceae. The record is from RefSeq and is a predicted model, not a curated record. Gene Ontology annotation, molecular function: SUMO activating enzyme activity.
AUGGCGCCCGAGAUGAGCGACGUCGAGCUCGCCAAGUCCUCUAAGGUCCUGAUGGUCGGCGCCGGCGGCAUCGGUUGCGAGCUGCUCAAGACCCUGGUGCUGAGCGGCUUCGAAGAUAUCGAGAUGAUCGACCUCGACACCAUCGACGUCAGCAAUCUCAACCGCCAGUUCCUGUUCCGCAAGCGACACGUGGGCAUGUCCAAGGCGAAGGUGGCGAGGGAGACGGUGCUCAAGUUCCGCCCCGACGCCCGCAUCGUCGCGCACCACGGCAACGUCAAGGACUCCUCCUUCGACGUCGACUUCGUUCGAACCUUCGACGUCGUCCUCAACGGGCUGGACAACCUGGAGGCGAGGAAACACGUCAACCGACUGUGCCUCGCCGCCGAGGUCCCGCUGAUCGAGUCCGGAACCACCGGGUACCUCGGGCAGGUCACCGCGCACGUCCGCGGACGCACGGCGUGCUUCGAGUGCAACCCCAAGCCGGUGCCCAAGUCACACCCGAUAUGCACCCUGCGGGACACCCCCGAUAAGCCGAUACACUGCGUCGUGUACGCCGCCGACUUGCUCUUCCCCCGACUCUUCUCCGCCGACCCCAACGCCAAGAGCGACCUGGACGAGGAGGACGCCGUGGAGCUCAGCGCGUUCACCCGAUCCCCCGGGGAGUCCCCGGAGUCGUUCGCGGUGAGGGUGUACGACUACGUGUUCAGGACCAAGAUUGAGCGAUUGCUCGCCAAGGAGGAGAUGUGGGCGGACGAGAAACGGAAGAAGCCGACGCCGCUGCCGGCGUUUACGGAGCUGGUGCCCGAGGGACCCACCGCGGCGGCUCACGGGACUGACGGACUUAACGGCGACGGCAAUAACAGCAAUAACACGAUGACGUCGACGGCGUGCAAGGCGCUGGGCCUUCGCGACGCGCACGCCGCGUGGACCGACGCGGAUGCCGCUCGGGUAUUCGUGAGCUCGUUCGCUCGCAUCGUCGCUCGGGACGAGUCCGACGGAAACCACGGGACGGAUAAGUUCGACAAGGACGACGCGCUGGCCGUCGAGUUUGUCGCCGCGACCGCGGCGUUGAGGAGCGCCAACUACGGGAUCGAGCGUAAGAGCCUGUUCGAUGCCAAGGGAAUGGCGGGCAACAUCGUGCACGCGGUGGCCACCACAAACGCCAUCGUGGGGGGUCUCAUCGUCAUCGAGGCGCUCAAGGUGCUCCGUCAGCGAAAGGCCGGGGGCGACGCCGGCGGGGUCGCCACGCCCGUGCCGUGCGCGCCGUGCCCCUACAGGUACACAUUCGUCAAGCAGCACAAGAGCAACUCGCGGCUGCUCGAGCCGAUGGAGCCGGACCCGCCCAACAAAUCGUGCGUGGUGUGCGGCGCCGCCAGGGUCGAGCUCGUGUGCGACGUGGAGUCGAUGACCCUGGGCCGUCUCAUCGACGAAGUUCUCAAGAAGAAGCUCGGGAUGAACGCCCCGGAGGUUAACGCCCCAGAGACGAUCCUUUACGAGCAGGACGACGGCUUGGACGAUGACGAGAUUGAGCAGUACGCCAAAAACUGCAAAUCCACGCUGGCCAACUUGCCCGCGGGUGGCGUCAGGCACAACACCGCGCUCAGGGUGUCGGACUUCACACAGAAGUUCGAGUUCGACCUCAUCGUGACGCACAGACCGGGGGAUGAGUGGGACGACGAGGAGGAUCCCGACGGGUACGUGCUCCGCGGCGAUUCGGUGUCGGCUGAGAGUAACGAGAAUAACGCGGCGAACGGCGAGAAUAACGAGGAGAACGGCGCGGUCGCCGAGGACGUGGACGACUGCUUGAUCGUGGACGACGAGGACGAGAUCAAGGCGGCGACCGCGACGGCCGGGACGAAGCGCAAGAGGGACGACGACGACGACGACAACGACGGCGGGGGGCGGGGUGACGCGAAGGAGAUUAGAAUCGAGUGA